Molecule: messenger RNA, 702 nt
Organism: Cokeromyces recurvatus
Lineage: Eukaryota; Fungi; Mucoromycota; Mucoromycetes; Mucorales; Mucoraceae
Product: anaphase-promoting complex, cyclosome, subunit 4-domain-containing protein
Exons: 4
Coding region: 1-702 (233 amino acids)
Biological process (GO): anaphase-promoting complex-dependent catabolic process; positive regulation of mitotic metaphase/anaphase transition; protein K11-linked ubiquitination
Cellular component (GO): anaphase-promoting complex; nuclear periphery
Source: RefSeq, a predicted model, not a curated record
AUGCCUGAGAUGGAACUUAUUACGAUUGCAGCAAUGGGUAAUAUUAAGAAUGAAUUACAAGAGUUCUUUAAAGACAUCUGGACUACUCAGCGUGUUAAAGAAUGGGAUACAAAUGUCAAUCAUGCAUACGAAAACUCAUUAAAAAUUGUAAGUGAGUAUAUAGUGCCUGCAUGUGAGAGGAUAUUAGUUCAACUUGAUAAACUAUUGGGUUAUAGUUUAUGGGUUCAGCGUUAUGGAGAGUUCCUUGAAAGCAGUUCUAUUAGAAAAUGUAUUGUACAGGCUCAAUUAUUCCUGGUUAAGAUUUUAGAAUUCUCUAAAUCAAUGAAUAACUUGAAAAAAUCAUUUAAUGCAUUUAUUGCUUGGAUUACAUUAGUUGUUCAACACUUUUAUGAUUCAAGCUCGACAGAAUUUGAAAACCCACCUAUUGUAUGUGAAUCUCCUGAACUUGUUUUGGAAUUCUUAGAUAAAGAGUUUACAAAAGAUAGCAUGGCUGACUAUUUUGAUAACCUAUCUGAGUUAAAUUUGAUUCAACUUUUAUCAAAUAUAUCUGAUUCUUGUCAGCGAAUACUAGAAAAGCCUUCUACAAAGGUACGAAUCAUUUCAGUCUUUCCCUUUUAUUUAAGUCAUAUAUCAAUUGAUUCGCAACCAAGGAAAGGAAUUAUAUCAACUACAACGGUAAAGAUGCAAAUAGAAAGAAGUUGA